Molecule: messenger RNA, 2095 nt
Organism: Oppia nitens
Lineage: Eukaryota; Metazoa; Arthropoda; Arachnida; Sarcoptiformes; Oppiidae
Product: copine-9-like
Exons: 2
Coding region: 298-2064 (588 amino acids)
Biological process (GO): cellular response to calcium ion
Cellular component (GO): plasma membrane
Molecular function (GO): calcium-dependent phospholipid binding
Source: RefSeq, a predicted model, not a curated record
AUAUAAUUAACUAUUGAUUUGAAGUUUAUUUUUGUCAUUAAAAUUGCAUUCAUUUCGUGUAAUCAGUGAUUAGUGUCUCUUAUGUUUCAAUUGUUUAAUAAGUUUCACAAAAAAAUCAAUUGUUUUGUCGAUAUCUGUGAUGACAAAUGAUAUCCAAAACAACAAUUACUGUCCAUUCAAUCCGUCGGUAAUGUUAUUAACGCAUUCAAUGUAUUGACGGAACCGUUAUCUCAAUGUUUGGACCGAACUUUAGUCUCGUAUUUAGUACUUGUAAUUCAAUAGAAAAGCCAAACAGUCAUGUCUUCGGCACCCAAUUGGUCACAAAACUACACGAAUAACUUGAACUCAGGCCAUGUGUCCACCGAAAUGUUGGCCCCGUUUCAGUCCACUGAUGGCAUGUCCGGCGGCGGCGGUAACGCUGUUAUGCCGACGACGCAGAUAGAGAUGACCAUUUCGUGCCGUAAUUUACUCAAUAAAGAUAUACUCUCGAAGUCUGAUCCUUAUUGUUCGGUUCAGAUGAAAGACUCGUGGAGUGAGAAGUUUGUUGAAAUCGGUCGGACAGAGACAGUGUUGGACAACUUGAAUCCUGAAUGGGUUAAGAAGUUUGUUAUUAGCUAUAACUUUGAAACGGUUCAAAAGUUACGGUUUGAAGUCUGGGAUGUGGAUCCCGAUGGCCGAGAAUUUUUGGGUCAUUUUGAAACUACUUUAGCCGAAAUCGUGGCCUUUUCUGGCCGACAAUUUGUCGGCAAACUCUCAGGUAUUCCCAAUCAAGACUGUGGAGAGAUUAUUAUUGUGACCGAAGAGUUGUCUGCGUGUAAACAGAUCGUUCAAAUGCAGUUCAAAGCAAAGUCUUUGACCAAAAUAUCGUGGUUUUGGCGAAACGAUCCGUUUCUUGUGUUCUCACGAUCUAAUGAAGACUCGACCUUUUCAGUGGUGCUUAAGAGCGAACCGGUCUCUUCCACACAAAACCCGGUUUGGCUGCCAAUCAAUAUGAGAGUCAGAACUUUAUGUAAUGGAGAUUAUGACAGAACCAUUAAAAUUGAUUGCUAUGAUCACAGAUCAAGUGGUGAUCAUAGACUCAUUGGUAGUUGUCAUACAAGUCUCAGAGAUCUAGUUAAGGGUCCAAAUGAAAACUCUUAUUCAUUAAUGCAUUCAAAGAAACAGAAGAAUAAAAAUUAUACAAAUUCUGGACUUCUUGAAUUGGUUACCAUUGCAGUGACAGAAGAGAUAACUUUCUUGGAUUACAUUCGUAGUGGUACUCAAAUGCAUUUUGCAGUUGCAAUAGACUUUACGGCAUCUAAUGGUCCGCCAAGAGAUCCACAAUCGUUACACUUUCUGGACAUUUAUGGCGGUCGACUCAAUCCUUAUGAAAUAGCGUUGAGAAGUGUCGGUGAAAUCAUACAACACUACGACAGCGCCGGAAUGUUUCCUGCCUUUGGAUUCGGUGCUAAACUUCCUCCGACGGGUGAAGUUUCACAUCAGUUCCCAUUAAAUGGUAAUUCCUCUCAUCCCUAUUGUAGUGGAAUUCCAGAAAUUCUUAAUCAUUAUCGAAACCGAUUGGCUUCCGUCACAUUGUAUGGUCCGACAAAUUUUUCUAACGUUAUUAACAAUACGGCAUCAAUUGCCAGACAAUUUCAAGACGGAAAACAUUAUUUUAUUUUAUUGAUUAUAACUGAUGGCAUCAUUUCCGAUAUGCAUCAAACCAAGAAUGCUAUUGUCAAUGCAUCCAAAUUACCCAUUUCUAUCAUUAUUGUCGGUGUCGGUAAUGCCGACUUCGCAGCUAUGGAUGAGCUCGACUCGGAUGAUGUAAGACUACAAGUAGAUGGAAAGUAUGCCGAGCGAGAUAUCGUUCAGUUCGUGCCAUUAAAUAGAUAUCUAUCAAAAAAUGGUCCGUUUGUCAGAUCUCAGGCCGAUUUGGCUAAAGAAGUUUUGGCCGAAAUUCCCGAUCAAAUGACCGGUUAUAUGAAAUCGCGUGGAUUCAAACCCAUCAAAAUUGUGCCAACAGAUCCAUCAUCACAAACAACUACUACACAACCAAAUGCGCCAACAUUUUCAAUGUCUUAAAACAAACAAAAAUUCUUUCAUUAAAUUAACG